AUGGCCUCCCUGAACGCAGAGGCUGUGAAUAAUCUACUGUUCAAGAAGGAUCCAAAGAGCUCCAGAAAGACACAACAUCCCAAGAACAAGAACACAGAAACAGAACCAAAUGACCAGACAAGCAAAACAAAUCCACAAACACAGGACAUGUCAGCCACACAGGACCAGAGCACGGACUGGAUGAGUAUAUUUGCACCUACACCUCGGCGACAGGCUGGAAUCGCUGCAGCGUCACUUCUCAAACUCACCAGUGCUCAGUGCAGGAAGUGGCAGAGGAAAGGGAACACACAUGACACCAAGCGCACACCGCAAAAACACAAAUACCAAAGAGCAGAGCGGAGGAGAGGGCCGCACAGAUGUUCCGCUCAGACUGGGAGAUCUGAGUGUAGCUUAAAGAACGAUGCUCAAAUACAAAAGGUGGAGAACCAUAGAGCACCAUCCUACUGCUGCAGUCAGGAGCAGUGUGUCCAGUGCUGCCACCGCCUCGCCCUCUUCCAUCCGGGCAAGUCUUGUCAAGGACCGGACAAUGUGUUCCACCAUCACCACCACCACCUUCACCACCACCACCACCACCUCACAACCCUCAGCCCAAACUCCUACACCUGCUUCCCUGCAUACUACUUCCACUUGUGCCACCCGUCUGUCACAACACAGGAAGUAGGUACGAGCAGCAGAAAGAGCUCAGGGGCCCUAGGGAUCUCUCACCCAGUCUACUGCUGUAACCCCUCGACGAUCAGUUACCAGUCUUGCUCCGGGAUGACUCCAGCCAUCUGCCACGUGUGUUGCUCUCAGUGCAUGCACAGAGUGAAGAAAGAGGAGUUUCACCCAGCCGUCAGUGACAUCCCCAGCCCAUCUCCCCUCAUGUGCCCCAGGGCUCUUACCGCCUGUCCCACUCCUCAAGUGCCUCCUCCAGCCCUGUCCUCCCAGACAAGACCCCCUGCUGUUCCUUUGCCUUUGGAUCACAUCUGUCCCCAGAGCACCCAGACCUCCAGAGCUCUCCACACAGGCCCCAUCAGGGACAGAAGUCACACACCGUCUGUCGUCUCUGUGGCCAGGAAGAGGCACCAGAGAAGCACCAACGGAUGGAAACCCGUGGGUCAGUCCUACCAGAAGGAGGUGUUCACUGCGGGUGAGGAGACGCCCGUGUGGAGGACAUGUUUCGAGGCCGUGCAGCGAGACGAAGAGGUGGUCCAGGUUCGGGACACGGUUCUUCUGAAGUCUGGAUCCAGGAAGAAGAGUCUGCCUUAUGUGGCCAAAGUGUCAGCUCUGUGGGAAGACCCGGACUCAGGAGAGCUGAUGAUGAGUCUGUUUUGGUACUACCGGCCAGAACACACACAAGGAGGACGCAGACCCAACGUCCACUGUGAGAAUGAGGUGUUUGCGUCUCGACACCAGGAUGUGAACAGUGUGGCCUGUAUCGAAGACAAGUGCUACGUUCUCACACUGGCUCAGUAUUGUCGGUUUCGUGCCUUGCUGAAGCGGCAGCGAGAGGGUGUUGGCUUCGGUGCUGCGUCUGUGGUGCCUCCUGCUCUGCAGCACAGCCUCCACUCUCUGCCUCCGGCUCUGGACCCUCAGCUGGUCUUCUACUGUGGCCAUGUCUAUGAUUACCGCUAUGGACGUCUUCUCAAGAACCUGCAGUAG
Knipowitschia caucasica is the source of this 1641-nucleotide messenger RNA. The record is from the annotation of a GenBank genome assembly. Lineage: Eukaryota; Metazoa; Chordata; Actinopteri; Gobiiformes; Gobiidae.